AACUCGGAUGAGGGACCGAAUGGCGGCAAAUUACUCAUGUUAUUGUUUGUCCUGAUUUGUAACCUGAAUUUGUAACCUGACAUUCAAGAAUUACUAUUACUCACAAUUAUUGGCUACAAUACGUUUACGAAGAAAAAUGCAAAUCAUCAUCCAAUCAACAGGAAACAUCAAUGAAUAUCUAAUGAUAGAGUUCCAAGGUGACCUUGAGACCAAGUCAGAAGAGGCCCUGGGAAGCAAAUUAAUUGGUGAUUUGCAUUUUAAUCAUGAGGGACACCCCAUCAUGAUUAUUGGGCACCACAUUCUCCAUGGAAAAGUUCAAGAUCUUGAUAAACCCUUAGUAGUCAUUACGAAAGAAAACGACAAUGUUCCAGAUGAGAAUAACGUCACAUAUGGUGUCACAGCCGUUAUCAAGAAAAAGAUGAUAUUUAAAACUCGACCCAAACCGAUAGUUGGCGAAAUGAUAAAGAAAUUGUGAUAAUUUUGUAUGUAUUUACUACCUCCAUAUGUCAUACACCAAUCCUAUAUGGGUAA
Molecule: messenger RNA, 531 nt
Organism: Daphnia pulicaria
Lineage: Eukaryota; Metazoa; Arthropoda; Branchiopoda; Diplostraca; Daphniidae
Product: chromosome transmission fidelity protein 8 homolog
Exons: 3
Coding region: 137-475 (112 amino acids)
Biological process (GO): mitotic sister chromatid cohesion
Cellular component (GO): Ctf18 RFC-like complex
Source: RefSeq, a predicted model, not a curated record